GUUCAUUGACUGUCACUGACUUACUCCAGUAUGGCGAGAUCACACAGAGCUGUCUGUCGUUACACCGGAGAUCUCGUGAAUGAAUCGUGACUCAACUGCACUGAAUCAUCGGAUACAAUGAGAAUCUAAUGAGAAAUCAGAGGCUGAGAUGAGAGUCUGAUGUUGGAGGGUUUUUAACAGGAUCCGAGCGGCGGAAAUUCGCUCCGGCCUCUUGAUGCUCUUCACCUGACUGACCUACAGCCGAGAUCAGGAUGAUAGAGGAGAGACGGAAGGGGAAUGUCAUGGCCGACAGGAAGCAGAUCUUCACGGACAUGAAGACGCAGAAUUAUGACACCAUCCGGCUAUCCACGUACCGCACCGCCUGCAAGCUCAGAUUCAUUCAGAAGAAAUGCAACCUGCAUCUGGUGGACGUGUGGAACAUGAUCGAGGCGUUCCGUGACAACGGUCUGAACACGCUGGACGUCUGUACCGAGAUCAGCGUGGCUCGGCUGGAGACCAUCAUCACCUGCAUCUACCAGCAGCUAAACAAACGGCUGCCCACCACACACCAGAUCAACGUCCAGCACAACACCAGCCUGCUGCUCAACUUCAUGAUGGCGGCACACAACAGUGAUGCUCAGGGAAGGCUGAUGGUGUUUUCAGUGAAAGUGAUGCUCUCAGUGCUGUGUGGAGGGAAACUGGUUGAUAAACUUCGCUAUAUUUUCUCUCAGAUAUCAGAUACUCAUGGUGCGAUGGUGAUGUCCAAGUUUGACCACUUCCUGCAGGAGGUGCUGAAGCUGCCCACUGCCGUGUUUGAGGGGCCGUCGUUCGGCUACAUGGAUCACUUCGCCAGAUCCUGCUUUCCUCAACAAAAGAAGGUGAUGCUGAACAUGUUUCUGGAUACUCUGAUGUCAGAUUCUCCUCCUCAGUGUCUCAUUUGGCUUCCUCUGCUGCAACGGCUAGCAAACGUGGAGAACGUCCAUCAUCCGGUGGCGUGUUCUUUCUGUCGGUCGGAGGGCAUGAUGGGAUUCCGUUAUCGCUGUCAGCAGUGUUUUAACUAUCAGCUGUGUCAGAACUGUUUCUGGCGAGGUCAUGCAAGCGGAAACCACAACAACCAGCACGAGAUGAAGGAGCAUUCGUCCUGGAAAUCUCCAGCUAAGAAGCUGGGUCGUGCCAUCAGUAAAUCCUUGGGCUGUGUGCCGAGCAGAGAGCCAUCCCACCCCGUCUACCCAGAAUACCCCGAGAAACCCCUCAACCUCUCCAAUAUAGUUCCUCCCCGUCCAAUAGGAAACAUGAAUGAACCAGUUCUGCCCCCGUCUGCAGGCCCCAGCCCCACUAAGAGACCGCCGACUCUAGCCACAGCUCAGCGUAUGAAUGAGGAACACGCUUUGAUCGCGGCGUAUGUGAAUAAACUCCAGAGCAGCCCACGUGCGUUAGACAGUCCUAGCCGAACGGAUGAAGAGCACAGACUCAUCGCUCGUUACGCCUCUCGUCUGGCCACGGAUCCUGGACACACAGGAAGACCUUCAGACUUCAGCUACAACACCAACAAACAGCAGAGAGAGCUGAUCAUGCAGCUGGAGCACAAGAACAGGGAGAUUUUACAGGAGAUCCAGCGUUUGCGAGCAGAGCAUGAACAGGCAUGUCAGCCGACUCCAGAGAGAGUCCAACAAAACCCGGCCCUGCUGGCAGAACUCAGACAGCUCAGGCAGAGGAAGGAUGAGCUGGAGCAGAGGAUGUCGUCUCUACAGGAGAGCAGGAGAGAGCUCAUGGUGCAGCUGGAAGGACUCAUGAAACUACUGAAGGAUGAGGAGCAGAGACAAGCUGCUCAAGCCGCUGGCUCCUCCCCUAGCCACACCUCCCCUCGUUCUGUGCCGAUGCCCAUUCGCUCUCCUUCCUCAGGCUCCACCCCCUCACACGCAGGCCACACCCCCACCCACGGGCCCCAGGACUCUCUAGCUGGAGUGGGUGGAGAUGUUCAGGAAGCAUUUGCUCAGGGACCUCGCAGAAACCUGCGAAAUGAUCUCCUGGUGGCAGCAGACUCCAUCACAAACACCAUGUCUUCACUGGUCAAAGAGCUCAACUCGGCUGUGAAAGAGAAAUGA
This is a messenger RNA of Sinocyclocheilus rhinocerous, 2084 nucleotides long. Its product is annotated as dystrobrevin beta-like. The transcript is spliced from 20 exons. Lineage: Eukaryota; Metazoa; Chordata; Actinopteri; Cypriniformes; Cyprinidae. Gene Ontology annotation, cellular component: plasma membrane; synapse. Gene Ontology annotation, molecular function: zinc ion binding. The record is from RefSeq and is a predicted model, not a curated record. Gene Ontology annotation, biological process: synaptic signaling. Bases 252 to 2084 code for a protein of 610 amino acids.